ACGGUGUCGCCUACCUCGAGCUCAGUGAGCCGAUGUGUGAGCGCCGCGACGCCCAGAGCAGCCCCGACGUUAAGCGUCGCCGACAUAGGUUCGAGAGGCCACGUUUUCUUUCUCGUCUUCGUCGUCAUCGUUGUUGUCGUUGUAGUCGUCAUUUUCGUCAUCGAUUUCUUAGUUGACUUUUUUCGAUCGGCCAUCGUGGUGGCGCACGCGGCUGCACAUCACCGAUCGGUUUGGUGCGCGACGAAAAGGGAGACAGAGAGAGACAGAGACGUGUACAGUAUAUAUCUUCCUCUAUCCCUCUCUCUUCUUCUCCUUUUAUCGGUCUCUUUCUUUCUCUCUCUGAACCUCCACCGCCCUGAGCAUUUCUGUCUUUCUCAAUCUUGAUACUCGUAUAUGUUCAUUCGCUUUCGACACCAUCGUCUCUCGCUGUCGCUGCUGUCCUUUCCAUCGGUGGUUCACGUGUCCCGUGAAUGCGUCGCAAAACGUAUCUUCUCUCUGCUCUCUACCGGCGAUCUCUCGUUGCUUGGGGAACGUAUGGCCAUAAAAAGGAAAGGGAAUGACCGUGGCCGAGGACAUGAUCAGCGAUGAACCAACAACAAGGAAAAUUAUAUAACACGUAAACGGAUACAUAAGUACUUACUACAUGCAUAUUCGAUCUGUUCUUGCAACAAACGAUUCAAUCUGCUACCUAUGGAUAUCCUUCGAUAACCAGCCUUUUGCUAGGUCGGUUCGAGACGGAAAUAUAAAACCACAUUUAAGAAUUAGAUGAUAGUUUGUACGUAGGAGUGAAAAUGCACGAUAGAGAACGCGAAGAAUCCGUUCAAUUUCUCGUUGUUCACUUUGAAUGUCGAUGCGAAUACUCACGGCAGUGAACCGGUUACUUAUCGUUUGUGAAACAUUGCCACGAAGAAAAUUCAUAUUUCUGUGUGGAUCAUACGUGUUGCCGUGUUACUACGGGACUAAAGCAUAGACGAUGAAAGUUUAUUAGAAUAAAUUCGUGCAUACAAGAUUCAUUGCUGGACGACAUCUAUAUGAAUCCUGAUGAAUGAGCCUUUGUGGAAGCUAUGAAGCAUUAGGCACACCCCACUGGCGAAGGCACACUCCUACGUUUAAGAUAUUGGAGUACUAAAAUACAUGCAGCUUGUAAACUUUUAGAAUGAACGCGACGACGACCUACACAGGUGCAACGAGCACGCUGGCUGGAAUUAUUGGCAUCGAGUCGGAAAUAAGAAUGGAUAAAGCGGAAAGCUCCUUAGACAGUGAUCUUGAUAUUUCUCCGGUCACUCUAUCCUCCGCAUGGUCCAGAGUGGCGAGACUUCUUUUGUUAGCAUCAAUGGCUGUCGGCGGCAGUGUCGGUAACGUUUUCAUGAUCUCUGCGGUGGUGGUAGAAGAUCAACUUAAGAAACGAGGAAAUGCGUUUCUAGUGAACGUUGCAUUGGCAGAUCUAUUAGUAACAGGCCUUGUAAUACCGGUAUCAGUGAUUGUGAUCCUGGCAGGACAUGAAGAGUCAUUAAGCACAUGCCGAUUUGAAUGUACUCUCGAAGCACUUUGCUUCCUCGUGACGGUGUUGACGUUGGCCACUAUAGCUGCAGAAAAUUAUACUCGUUUAUGUUUACCACCCGAAAGGUAUGCCGUAUUGACAUCAAGCCGUGUAACAGUGACCAUCAUCAGCGUCUGGCUGAUAUCUGUAAUGACGGUAGUUCUGCAAUCAUCGUUGGACGUAGGACCGGACUUCUGCCGUCGCCGAUUCAGUGGGAUAGCCAUGGAACAAAUAAUCGGGGCUACGGUUUUAGUAGGUUUGCCAACUCUAAUGACCACCUUCCUGUACGUAAAGCUGGUGAUUCGAGUCCGACACGCUACCCGGGGUUCCUAUAAGCCACCGGUCGCUUUCUCCUGGGACUACGAACUGACCAAGGCAAACAUGUACAGCUGCGUGAUGUUCGUGAUAUUCUGGCUACCGUUCGGUAUCGUUGUCUGCGUUAACUCCUUCCGACCGAUAAGCGCUCGUGUUUUUUACAAUUUGGCCUGGUUUGCUCUUUCGAAAUCCUGCUUCAACAAUUUACUCUACUGUGUGGCAGACCGGCAUUUUCGCAGCGCCUACGUCAAGCUUUUCCAUUACUGCUGCUGCAAGACUACGGUGAGUUUCUCAAGGAGAACACGAGGGGAUGGUGGCCGAAGUGCCAGCGAUGUACGCCUCAGGGUACACAUUAUCCAUUCCUAUGCUAGUCCGGGUACCUGUCGCCCUCCUGCGGGUAGACCUAACGGACGUGACGUUUAUGAGCUCUAAAUUUCAACAUCGCGCAUCAUGAUCGGAAUAUUUGGAACAACCUGUGUCCUCGUCGAUACAAUUGAUCGCCGUCCAAUAGAAAACAUUUUUCCAUUUCUGCUCCUCAUCGAGAUGCUUCCAAUUACUGCGAUGGUUUAAGUUACCCUUUGGUUGUACUGUUGAGAAUUAGUACGUCGAACGCGUGUACUUUAUUUAUGUAAUUUAUUUGUGUAGAUUGUUUUAAUGCGCUUUAAUACAAUUUGUUAAGUGGGGAGGACUGUUUUACAAACUUUGAAUUGGUACAGUAGAACCUUUGUUAAUUAAAUUUAAAAGACAAGAAGAUGAAUUCUUCUCUAUUCGGAGAAGAAAAUGUUCACGUGUACGUGUUAUACUAUAAAAGAAUAAUAACAAUAGAUUGAACAUGUAAAUAUAGUUCAAUAUAUGGCAUUUUUUACUUGAAGAUUGAUGAAUUUGGUAUAACCUGAUAUUUUUGACGAUUAAUCUAUACAUUUCUCAAGAAUAUUUUUUGUUAUACAUUUUAUGGGAUUAUAUCAACCUUAUUGCAGAUUAAAGGAUUGGAAAACGUCUACUUAAUUUCUUUGGCAACUAAUUUAUAUAAAGUUUUCAACAUUCUCGUGUGUUCCAUUAUGAUAAGAUAUUCAUAUUCAGAUUACAUCAACUGGUUAGUCUCAUAUAUAAUAUCAAUAAUUAAUUUCGUUAAUAUUAAUCACUAUCUUCAAGAGUACUUUUAAUAUUUCAAGCUUUAGUCGUUAAAAUUCAUUGAUUAAAACUCGUUUUCACCAGCAUUAUAUAUGCAUAUGCUACAAUUAAUACCAAAAUUUGGAUAUCAGAGGUUCUACUGUAUGUAUAUUUGUAACAGUGCUAUUAUCCAUCCUCUUAUAAUGUUCGAAUAUCGAUGUUUUGCAAUCUUCGUUAAAUGAUUCUCGAAUACCUCCGGUAAUUGUUCAACAAUUACUAUUACCUCAUUUACGUCAUUGUUUUAACGUGUAAUUAUGCCUAUUAUGUCUGUUUCAUAUUUAUUUAUAGCUAUAUGAAAAGUACGUAUAGAGUGUAACUGCAAUGACGCUACUAUAAAGAUAUUGAGAUGAUUUCUCUUACAAAAAUAAAUCAAAAACAUAGUUUGAACUUAUUUAUCUUUAGCUUGGUUUUCCUAAGAUUCUGAUUCGUUCAACAUGGUCGACGAAAUAGAAACAAAAACUGCAUUUGGAAAAAGGAAUAAUAUUAGGAAUUCUGGUCUCGAAUAAAUUAAUAAAUGAAUAAAAUAUCUAAAAAUGUAUCUUAUGUGAAUUACUAUCUUUCUCUAUAUACUACGUAUGUAUAUAGAUCUAUACAUCAUGCCGAUAUAAAUCUGUUACGAAUUAUAGACAAAGUACGAUGUAUAGGUACUAUUUCUAUUUUGUAAUUUCUACUAAUGUUCCUAAUAUCUAUAAAGACAGAAACAUUUUAUCAAUUCUUAAAUAAGUAUAUUUUUAUUUAAUGAUUUUUUAAAAUCAAUGUUCUCGGAAAGGAAAUACUAUAGGACAAAGUUUCAUUCUACAUGUUUUCGAUUUACUUUUUGCACAAAAAAUUAUCUCAUGAUCGAUUAUUCCAUCAUUGCAGCUACAUUUUAUAUAAUCGGAUGAUGAAAUCUACAGUUUCACAGAAACAAAUCUGUUUCUCCAUCUUUAGCAACAAAUGUUAACACCAAAGUAAUAUGGCUACUAUCACUAUCUAGGCACUAACAGAGAUCUUUAUAUAUUUUAAGUUUCUGCUUCUACAUAUCAUCCUUUGGCUAAACUUUGUCAGUAUAUUCUGUGGAUAUGUGUAAAUAAAAUUAAAACUGAUAGAGAUAAAUUUAAUUUUGCUAUUCUUCGAAGUGCAUUUUGAUACUGUUUCUUCUACUACACAAAAAUUAUCGAUAUUCUUCCUGACAGUGUGUAAACACAAUUCAAUCGUAAAUUAAUUGUUACAAAAAGUAUAUGUUAUUAGUAACUUUUUGAACAGAAUUUAAAUUUGCUUCCAUAAGGUGCUGAUAAGUAUUUCCCCUAAUAAUUAAAUUGCAAUUAAAAUUUGUAUACUAAAAAAUUCAUAUACUAUUAUAUAGCUAUCAUAAGUCUACCUAAGCGCCUGGAUAACACGAUAGUAUAUAUUCACUUAUUUAUACAUGUAGUACAUAUUUAUUUUUACACGUUAUCUGUAAUUUGUGUAUUGUUACACCCUUACGAUUUUCAUAAAUUUCAUAAACAUUCAGUUAUAACUUAUCGUUGGAGCUCCAAACGACCUAAUUAUAUCUAGAACAUUUGUUUCUUAUUUGUAUUCAUAGAAUAUAUUGACAAAUUUUGUUUGAAAGAAUCUGGAACAUUUUGUGUAAAUAUUGUCCAAUCGUUGACAGAAAUCGGGCUAAAGGGCAGUAAAAGAGCGCCAUGUCUGAUACCGGCAUCGAAAGAAUAUAAAUAAAAGAUUACUACUGACAUUGAAACAGGCAAUCGGGCCGUCCAUUGGAAAUUUUUUCCCGUUGUCACUCUGAUACUAAGGGAAUGUUUCCAUCUUUCGUCUAUAUUCUUCCAGUUGUGUUCUUCCAAGGACUGUCUGUUUUGACGAAACGUUCAUCGUGAUUGCUUCUUAAACGAUAAUUAUCGUGACCCGUCACAACCUCCUUCGUAUACAUUUAUAUCAAUUCAUUCGUGAAAGAGAAUCUGUAUAUUAAUAUAAAAACAGAAAGUUUUUAAUUUUUUACAUGGAUUUACAACAUAAAAUAUCUAUUUUUUUUACGUGAUGCAUUUUAUAUUCUGUUAGCGUAACUUCUUUCCAUUCUUGGACCCCUUUGCAUAAUGAUCUACUGAUUAACGAUAUUAGUGAAUUGAUAAGCGACAAGAUUUACGUUACGCACUUGUUUCUCCUAAUUUUACAAUUUUAUUAAUUAUGAAAUAUGAAUCAAAUAUAUACUUUCUUACAUAGAAUAAUCGAAUGAUUUACCAUUCGUAGAAUUGACUUGUAAAAUUUAUAGGCUAGAUUUCUUUUUUAUAAUUUUACAAUUUCACUAAUUCUCGCAUAUAAA
Molecule: messenger RNA, 5324 nt
Organism: Bombus terrestris (buff-tailed bumblebee)
Lineage: Eukaryota; Metazoa; Arthropoda; Insecta; Hymenoptera; Apidae
Product: 5-hydroxytryptamine receptor
Exons: 7
Coding region: 1157-2287 (376 amino acids)
Biological process (GO): G protein-coupled receptor signaling pathway
Cellular component (GO): membrane
Molecular function (GO): G protein-coupled receptor activity
Source: RefSeq, a predicted model, not a curated record